Molecule: messenger RNA, 3197 nt
Organism: Oncorhynchus kisutch (coho salmon)
Lineage: Eukaryota; Metazoa; Chordata; Actinopteri; Salmoniformes; Salmonidae
Product: G-protein coupled receptor 22-like
Exons: 2
Coding region: 682-2382 (566 amino acids)
Biological process (GO): cellular response to hormone stimulus; G protein-coupled receptor signaling pathway
Cellular component (GO): plasma membrane
Molecular function (GO): G protein-coupled receptor activity; peptide binding
Source: RefSeq, a predicted model, not a curated record
GUUGUAAUAUACACGAGAGGGAGCAGAAGAUAUUUCAGGAUUUGGGGAAUCACACGGAAUUACUACAAGGGAGCGUUCGCCCUUCAUGAAUCCCUCCAUCGCUUCUAUUCCAUCCCCUCUUCAACUAAAGCAUUCGAUUUCCCUUCUGCCUGCAGAUCGUGACCGUAUUGGAUGAAGGAUGCGCCGCUGUGCUCCAAGAGCGACUACCCGCUGCAGUGCAUGUGUUAACGUUUGACUGAUCUGUCUAUGUAUGGGAUUUUUCACUCUCUGUGGAGAGACAAGGAGCUGAUAGCGUCCUGAGAGGGAAAACGUUAAAAGUUGGAGGAAUUAACUGAUUUAUGGACAGAAAAAAGGUCACUGGUAACUACUCUUUCUUGUCCCGUGGAUGAUUUUUUCCCCAAUCCGGCGCUAAAGGCGCGAAAUGAUUCCUGUCACGUAGCGCAACAACCAGCUGUCCUGGAUCUCGCUGGAGUGAAUAGGUGCUCCGUGCACGUGAGAGAUAGCGCAGCGCGCGGACACCUGCAGUAAAUGUAGCGGGAAUUCCCCUCGUAAACCGUCCGGAGAAGAACUUCGGAGGUGCAGACCUGUCAAUCACCCUCAUCACCGUCCAGUCAAAGCCAGGAGAAAAGGAGAGGGCAGGGCAUGGACUGGAUUGGCCAUUGCUAUGCAUGAGCGAGUGCCAUGGUGUCCAUGGAGACCAAGGGCUAUACUGACCUCCUGGAGACCAGCGAUGGGCAGGGGUCGGGACUUUUGGAGAGAGGGGACGUGUCUGGGACUGAGGAGGGCUGGAGCGUCCCCUUACCCCUGGGCUUCCAGGUGUCCCUCACCACCGUGCUGAUGCUGGAGCUGGUGCUCGGCUUCAGCAGCAACCUGACCGUGCUGGUGCUCUACUGCGCCCAGUCCAACCUGGUUGACUCAGUCAGCAACAUGGUUACGGUCAGCUUGCACGUGCUGGACAUCCUGGUGUGUGUGCUGUGUCUGCCGCUGACCGUGGCGAUCAUCCUGCUCCCAGUGGACGGUAGUGGCGGGGGCAUCCUGGCUACGCUGUGCUGCUUCCAUGAGGCCUGCGUCACCUUCACCAGUGUGGCCACGGCCAUCAAUGUGCUGGUCAUCAGCCUGGACCGCUACGACAUCACCGUCCGUCCAGCCACGCGGCUGCUGACCCCGCGACGUGCUGCACUCCUCCUGGCUGCUGUUUGGGCCAUAUCACUGGCCGUCUUCUUCCUGCCCUUCCUGGAGGGGGACUUCUUCUCAAUGGGGUCUGACGCGGAGGACAAUGAGAUUGGAGGAGGGUUGGAGAUGGAGAUGGGGGAUCUGAUCCCUGAGUCUGAUUCUGAAGCCCCUACUGGACUGACCCCCACUGGGCAAAACCACACUGGGCUGACCCUCACUCCCUCCACCCCCUCUACUCCAUACUACUCCCACCCUCUGCCGCCAUUGAGGCAGAACCGGACACUGCUAUGUGUGGGUGGGCAGGGCUACCACACGGGCCUGGCCAUGUACUACCACCUCCUCCUGCAGGUGCCCUGCUUCUUCAUCGCCGUGGUCGUCAUGUUGUUCACAUACUCCCGCAUCCUGCAGGCCCUCAACAUCCGCAUCGGCACCCACAUAAAGAGGGGCCCACGGGCCUCCAAUAAGGACUCAGGCUGCAGGAUCCGCAGGCGGAGACAAAGGAGGAAGGGACUGAGUCUGGCCACAGAGGGGAGAGGUUCCUCCAGCCAGAACCAACGCCUCACCCACCCGCCCCUCAUCCCAUCCCCCAGCUCCCUCCCUCCCCUCUCCUCCAUGCCCCUGGUUACCUCUGACAGUGGGGCCACGGGGGUCACCAACACCACCGCCACCACCCCCAGCGCCACCACCCCAGCGACCCCUAACCCCACUGACGACAUCUCCCCCCCACCGGCGGCAGACCGCCCAGGCGUCCAGGCUUCUGUGUCGGCCAUCAUCGCCCUGAGGAGAGCAGUGAGGCGCCACCGGGACCGGCGGGAGCGCCAGCGGAGAGUCUUCAAGAUGUCCCUGAUCAUCAUCUCCUCUUUCCUGGGCUGCUGGGCUCCUCUGUCCAUGGUGAACGUGUUGAUACUGUGCCUGGGCCCCAGCGAUGGCCUGGUACGUGUGAGGCUCUGCUUCCUGGCCAUGGCAUACGGCACCACCAUCUUCCACCCGCUGCUCUAUGCCUUCACCAGGCAAAAGCUGCGUAAAGCGCUGAAGACCCAUGUCAAGAAGAGGGUGGUGUCCCUGCUGCAGGUGGACCCGGCGCCCAACGGGGGAGCUGUUAUUCACAACUCCUGGGUGCAGGGGGGUGGACAGAGGAAGGGACGCAAGCCCCGACUGGAGGGCAGUGACGCCACCAGUAACUGCCUAACAGUGGCUGUGAGAGAAUGAGAGGCCGUGCAGCUGUGUGUAUGCGUGCGUAUACAAGCGAGCUUGCAUGAGUACAUGGGUGUACAGUGUGUGAUAGUUGACAAAGGUCACACUACAUCAUCAGCACCUCCCUCCAUCCAGAUGUGUGAUGAUGGCAGGUGGGCCCAGAGCUCUAAUUAACAUCAGACCUGCUCUGUGAUCUAUGUACACAGCUCUUCAUUAGUCCCCCAGUUAACGACAAGAUGGCCACUCCUUCUCCAUGGCAAUGCCAAGCUACAAAGCAAUAUGUGACAUCACCUGCGUUGCCGCAACCUUAGUUACUGUGGAUAUACAUCCCAAUAUAGGUACAGAGCAAAAAUAUCCACACACAUUGAUCAACCUGUUGUCAUUCACGGAACAAGUGAACACACAAUAUCUACCUGCACACAGAUCUCAAUGAGAGUCAAUAUCCAGUAACAGUUUAUCAUUUGAUUAGUCAUGCAUUAAAGGUGAAGUUUUAUUUUUUACAACCUUUUUUACAACCUAUUUUUGAUGUACUGUAAAUGGCAUGUUAUAGAAGGAUCCUGACACCUUUUUUGUGAUUUCAUGUUUGUUUGUUUUUACUUUCCCCCAAACAGCAAAUUGCUUCCUCAUCCUCAUUGUGGAGUAUGAAGUCACCGAAAAAAUAUGAUCAAAGGCUCCAAAAACACCCAAAUAAAAUAACAUGUUAUUUGUUGCAUACACAUAUUUAGCAGAUGUUAUUGCGGGUGUAGCGAAAGGCUUUUGUUCCUACCUCCAACAGUGCAAUAAUAACAAUACACAAAAAUGCUAAUAAAUCUAAAAGGUAGAAGAAGAAG